Paramuricea clavata is the source of this 1259-nucleotide messenger RNA. NCBI's taxonomy places the organism in Eukaryota, Metazoa, Cnidaria, Anthozoa, Malacalcyonacea, Plexauridae. The record is from the annotation of a GenBank genome assembly.
AUGACAUCCGAGGGAAAAAACCCAGAAACGGAAGUUGAAGUUCAAGGGCAAAUGUAAGUGCAAGGUCAAAUUAUGCUUUGGCUUGUUUGGCGGAAUUUGGCGGAAUUUGGCGGUAUAAACUGCUUGCGUUUUGUAAUCGUUUAGCGCUACUUUACUCUAGUUUUCUGAUGUGUAAAUCAUUCAUCGUGAUUAUAUAAGUGUGACCUAAAUUCUACAGGAAAAGGCAGUAAAUGUGCUUAUUUUCUUUUGGGCAUCAGUCUUUGUUUUCAUUGAAUUUCGUAAAAACAACAACUGAGAUAGGAAGCCGAAAGGUGAGUAUAAAGUUGAUUAUUAAAUUGUGUGUAUUUACUUUGCUGUUUUGGUCGUUUUGCUUUAGCAACUCUGCUAUGGAAUGGAACAAAAGACAUGAUACCAUGCUGUUCAGAGAGGUUUUGGUAGUUAAUCCCUAUCAAGCCAAAAAGAAAACUGUCCAGCGAGGGCAACUUUGGCAAACCGUGGCUGGCAACCUGGUGCGACUGGAAGACCCUGUGUUCAAGAAACGUUUGUCGAAGCGUUCAGUUCAAGAUCGUUGCACGCUCUUUUGCGAAAAGCACAAGAAGAGAAUGAAAUAUGACACGAAGGCGUCGGGGGAUAUCGCCAAAAGUGACGGAAUUGGAAAGUUUGAUAGAGGAAACGUUGGAAAAAGUGGAGGCGAGUGAAGAGUUGAGGGCAACACAAGAUAUACAUAUCUAUAAAUACUAUGGCAAAAUUUCAUUGAUUUGCUUUAAAAACUUCGUAAUUAUAAUGGAAAAUUUAAAGCCCAGAUAUAUAGAUGUCGGUAACCUAGACAUACUGAAGUUGAGGGCGGGGAGCAAAGGCAUAAACCACUGUUUUUUUUAUUUGAAGCACAGAAAAAGAAAGUUGAGCAAGAUCAGAGAAAUGCUGUGGAUAUUCGGAAGAAGGUAAUGGAAAGGUUUGGAGAGACAAAGAAAAGAAAGAUUGAUGAGGGAGAAAUUGAAGAGAAGAAGAGAAAGCGAAGAAGGUCAGGAUCUGAUACGUUGCAGUUUAUAAUGGAACAGUCAGAAAAUGAAAUGAACAUGAGGGGGAGGGAACUGGCAUUAGAAAAGGAGAAACAGACAAGGGAGGAGCAGAGACACAAUGAUUUCAAAGAGAUUAUGGCACAGCAGAUGGCUCAACAGCAACAGCAAAUGGCCCAGUUCCAGAUAAUGUUCAUGCAAAAAAACAAUUUAAUGCUGUCAAUGCUCGAGAAAAAGUCAUAA